Molecule: messenger RNA, 1020 nt
Organism: Dracunculus medinensis (Guinea worm)
Lineage: Eukaryota; Metazoa; Nematoda; Chromadorea; Rhabditida; Dracunculidae
Source: the annotation of a GenBank genome assembly
UUAGUCGUUUUUUAUUUUGUCAUUUUGUUGAUGUUUUCAAGGAUCCGAAAUUUAACCAAAAUUUCACCCAGAGGUAGAAAAAUGUAUCGUAUGAUACGACGACAACCACAAAAAGUUUUGUAUUGUCUGGAAUGCGAUAAAAGUUUUAAAUAUCCUUCAAAACUUGCCGAACAUAUGAGAACUCAUACUGGUGAAAGGCCAUAUCGAUGCGAAAUAUGUGGGGCUAGAUUUACACAAGGAAAUCCUUUAAAGCAACAAUUGCCAAUUUGCAAAGAAGUUUAUUGUAUGGAAGAACCAUAUACCAACGUUCAGAAUCGCUCAAAAUAUAAAUUUCAUUUAAAAGGUUCAAUAAUCGCAGAUCCUCGACCGCCUCGACGUGGUCGGAGAACAUUGAGGCGUGCAGAUACUGUUGAAGUUGACAAUGCUUUAGCUGAAAUGGCAGCUCCUGUUAAAAGUCUAGCAUAUUUGGAUAAAGCAAAAUUUACGAGAAAUUGUAACUUUCGAUCUUCAAAGAAUUUAGAUUGGAUUAUAAAUACUGUCGCUAAAGGAGAAAAUAUUGAUUCUGCCUGUUCGCACAAUCGUCGUAAACCGCAAAUUCAUCAGUGUGAAUAUUGUGGUCGAGUUGACAAAUAUCCUUCAAAAAUUCAGGCACAUAUGAGAACUCACACCGGUGAAAGGCCAUUUCAAUGUAGUAUAUGCGGAAUGCGUUUUGCGCAACGAACACCUAUGAGGAUGCAUGUGCGACGACAUCUUAAUCACAAGCCAUAUAUCUGUGAUAUUGAUAGUUGUACAGAGCGAUUCAUAAACGGUUCAUUACUAAAUAUGCAUCAAAAGAUGAAACAUCAUGGACAAAAAUUGGUAAUAUUUGAAUUAAAUUCUAAGUCUAAGUUGUUAAAGUAUUCUUAUUUUGACAUCCGAAUCCUUAUCAUUCAUAACAACCAUAAUGACGAUGAUUAUGAAUUUGUGAUAAUCAAUGAUGAUGAUUAUGAAUUUGUUGGUGAUGUCAUAAAAAUGUUUUAG